AUGACGACCCACGACGCCCUCGUCGGCACGCUCCCCGGCGUUCGCCUCGAAAAUGACACCCACGUGUGUGAAAUCACUCGCUUCGGCGCGCACGUCGCGUCGUGGCGCGUCAAACGCACGAGCGAUGAGCUUUUGUUUCGCUCAAAGUUGGCCAAGCUCGACGGAACGAAAGCCAUUCGCGGCGGCGUGCCGGUGUGUUUCCCGCAAUUCAGCGACAUGGGGCCGUGCGCGCAGUCGCACGGGUUCGCGCGAACGUCCGUGUGGGCCGUGGAGGCGCUGAGCGCGACGGAGGUGACGAUGGUGCUGCGACGCGGUGACGAGGCGGGCGACGGCGACGCGUUCGGCGGCGACUACGAGGCGCGGUUCACGGCGACGCUCGACGGUGACGCGUUGCGCACGGCGUUGCGCGUAACGAACGCUGGGAAGAGUUGUUUCGAGUUUACGUCGGCGUUGCACACGUACUUCAGGGUUUCAGAUUGCGCGAAGACCAAGGUGCGCGGGUUGCGCGGGACGACGUAUUUAGACAAUUUGCGCGCGAGAGCGAGCGCGAAGGACGACGAAGACGCGGUGGAGUUUUCUGGCGAGGUGGAUAGGAUCUAUACCGACGCGCCGAGCGUGUUGACUAUAGACGAUGAGGCUCUCGGGCGGAGGUUUCGCGUUGCAAAGACGUCGACGUUUCCGGACGCCGUCGUGUGGAAUCCGGCGUUGACGGACAAGACGCGAGGCAUGAGCGACUUUGGCGACGAGGAAUACCGCGAGAUGGUGUGCGUCGAAGUCGCCGGAGUGAAGGAUAAGAUCACCGUGGAGCCAGGAGAGACGUGGGAGGCAUCGCAGACGAUUAGCUAUAGCGCGAUUUAA
Molecule: messenger RNA, 858 nt
Organism: Ostreococcus lucimarinus CCE9901
Lineage: Eukaryota; Viridiplantae; Chlorophyta; Mamiellophyceae; Mamiellales; Bathycoccaceae
Exons: 1
Coding region: 1-858 (285 amino acids)
Biological process (GO): carbohydrate metabolic process
Molecular function (GO): carbohydrate binding; isomerase activity
Source: RefSeq, a predicted model, not a curated record